This is a messenger RNA of Drosophila ficusphila, 2113 nucleotides long. RefSeq names its product probable basic-leucine zipper transcription factor R. The transcript has 2 exons. Gene Ontology annotation, biological process: positive regulation of DNA-templated transcription. Gene Ontology annotation, cellular component: nuclear body. Bases 184 to 1581 code for a protein of 465 amino acids. The record is from RefSeq and is a predicted model, not a curated record. Lineage: Eukaryota; Metazoa; Arthropoda; Insecta; Diptera; Drosophilidae.
UUACCGCGCACGGUCACUCUCUUCUGUGUAUCAGAGCUGUUGUUGAUUUUUUGUGCAGAAAACUCUUGGCUUCCCCCGUUUUCCGCAAUUUGUUCCUUCGCAUCGCAUUGUGCAACUCGAGUACUAUCCAAGAAAACUGAACACUCAGGAGAAAAAAGCAGGGAAGCGGCAGUAGUGCGGCUUAUGGACUACGAGAAGCUGGCGCUGAACGCAGGCGGAGGCAGUAUAGCCGGUGGAGGAGGCGGAGGUGGUGGAAGCGGUGGCAGCGGCGCCGAACAGGAUCCGGCCAUGUGUGGGGGUCAGGAGCUGCUCGAAGGCAGGGCCAAGGAGAAGGCGCGUCGCUACUGGACGCCCAGCGAGGAGGAGCGCUUGUACGAGAUCUGGGGGCGCGACAACUGGCGCUUAACGCGCACCGGCAAAAAUACAAUUUUCUUCGGCCGCUGGGCCGAGGAGCUGCGCGACAGGUUCGCCGUGGACGUGAAGCCCGAGGAGAUCCAAAUGAAGGUCAACCAGACUAGAGCCAAGUUCAGGCAGGUGAAGAAGCAACUGCAGGCAGACCCCUCCAGCUACGCCACGCGUUGGAAGAAGUACGACAUAAUCAACCGCAUCCUCAAGAACCUGCAUAGGCCCAAGAACGCUGAUCCGCUGCCUCCAGAGGCGCUGCUCAACAACCGCGACAUGACACCGCCGCGAGAUGAUGCACCUGCGGAUCAGCUGCAACAGCAGCCACAACAACAGCAGCAACCUGUUCAGCAACAGAGUCUGGGACUGACCGCCGAGCCGCCGGCUGCCACCUUCUAUAACAGCAGCAGCAACAGCAAUCACGGCAGCAGCCACAACAACAACCACAGUGGCGGCAUGAGCUUUAGCACUGAGCUGUUCACAGACCAGUACGACGAAGUGGUCAAGCAGGAGUACGAGGACGACGACUACCGCUCUAUGCCCUUUCAGGAGCCACUGCAACAGUAUUCGCCAGCCGAGCCGGCUCAGCUGCUCGAGUUGCAAACGCCACAACAACAACAACAACAGCAGCAGCAGCAGCAAUUUCAACAGAACUACGAGCCGCAGUUUCAACAGCAGCCGGCCCAUUUCAACAACAGCAGCGGUAACAGCGUAGCAGCCACCUCGACUAUUAACCACCAGCCAAUCACGGCGGUUGCUUACAUCAACAGCAGCAACAACACAAUCAGCGUUGCCACAAAUGCGAACGGAGGCAUGCCGGCGCCAGUCCAGGCCUCAGCUUCAGCUCCGGCCGCUGUUGCUGCCCCAACCAGCAAUCCCCCCGGCGUUGGCUCUUCGCCAGUGCCCGUGCCACGAAAGCGUGGGCGGCCGUAUGGAUCCGUCAAUCCGCCACACGCCGACUCGCUCGAGGCCCUUUACAUGGAGGAGGUUCGUCGGAAGAACCAGCUACUCUACGAGCAGACCAAGAUCUGUCGCCAGCGGCUAGAGCUGGAGGAGCGAAAGGUCGGCCUCAUGCAGACUUUCUUUCCCAAGUGUCUCGAGCAGCAGGCGCAGAUCCUUAGCCACUUCACGCAGCUCCAGUCGCAACAGCAGCUUCCUCCGACUCAGCGGCCGCAGUGAAAACCUUUUCGGACUAUUAAACCUCAAGUUUGGACCGCAAUGCAUAAACUUUUGUUUUUUGUGUGUGUUGAUCAGUACCCUAAAACCUAAAAAAAACACAAGCAACACUUUAAUUAAGAUUAAUUAAGACUACACUUAAUUAAUAAAUAAAAAUAAUUUCAAGAAAUGCUAUAUUCUCUUUGGUGACGACUUUACCGAAAACUGACUAGAAGAAUUGAGAAUACGCGUCUUAUGAGAACUUAAUUUUUUGUUAAUCCAUUGAUUCGCUAAUAUUGUUUCCGAAAAAUUCGAUUUAUACCCGUUUUAUAGCUAUACAUAUUUCAUUGUAAUCUUGUCAAAAAUACGCAUCUAAUGAAAUCUCAGUUGUUAAAAUCGAAAGCGCUCUUGAAAAGUUAUUCCGGUCUAUAAAUAUGCAUAUGCAUUUUAUUUGAAAACGGAGUAAUUAAAAACCCGGUCGUAAGUUUAAAUAAAGAAGAAAUUAAGCUAACUUGGCGACAUAUUUAUAACAUAAGGUUAUAAACAUAACUAUUAA